Messenger RNA from Penicillium argentinense, 891 nucleotides. Its product is annotated as putative mitochondrial tricarboxylate transporter (Ctp). NCBI's taxonomy places the organism in Eukaryota, Fungi, Ascomycota, Eurotiomycetes, Eurotiales, Aspergillaceae. The transcript has 9 exons. Gene Ontology annotation, biological process: mitochondrial citrate transmembrane transport. The record is from RefSeq and is a predicted model, not a curated record. Bases 1 to 891 code for a protein of 296 amino acids.
AUGACCACGGCAAGCAAGGAUAAGAAGACGAAGCCUAGCGCCUUGCGCUCCAUCAUCGCGGGCUCCUCUGCCGGAGCCGUUGAGAUCACUAUCACCUAUCCCGCCGAAUUUGCGAAGACCCGCACACAACUCAAUCGCCGCUUGGCCGCGGGCCAGAAACUCCCUUGGCCGCCCUUUGGCAAGCAAUGGUACGCAGGGUGUACAACACUGAUCAUUGGAAACUCUUUGAAAGCUGGAAUCCGAUUCGUCGCGUUCGAUGCUAUCAAAGCCGCCCUUCAGGAUGAGAAUGGCAAGAUCUCAGGCCCCAGAACAGUCGUUGCUGGAUUCGGUGCAGGUUUUACCGAAUCUCUGCUUGCAGUCACUCCAUUCGAAUCUAUAAAGACCCAGCUAAUUGACGAUCGCAAGUCCGAGAAGCCGCGGAUGCGUGGCUUCUUGCAUGGUAGCAAGAUCAUUUUCCAAGAAAGAGGCAUUCGAGGUUUCUUCCAGGGCUUUGUGCCUACUACGGCGAGACAAGCCGCCAACUCCGCGACCAGGUUUACCGCUUAUACCACUUUGAAGCAGAUUGCAGAGGGCUAUGUUGCUCCAGGCGAAAAAUUGGGCACGUUGAGCACUUUUGCGAUCGGUGGUAUCGCUGGUAUUAUCACUGUUUAUGUCACCCAACCAUUGGACACGGUGAAAACAAGAAUGCAAUCACUCGAAGCCAGCAAGAACUACAAGAACAGCUUUGUCUGCGCCGCGAGAAUCGUCAAAGACGAGGGUGUCUUCACCUUGUGGUCUGGAGCCAUGCCCCGCCUAGCCCGUCUAAUCAUGAGUGGCGGAAUUGUGUUUACCAUGUACGAGAAAUCGAUGGAGAUGUUGGAUAUCAUGGAUCCGCAGCGGAAGUAUCUUUAA